AUAAAUAUCCCUCUCACACUUCCAGAUUCUUCUCUACAUAUAUCCAUACCGACAUUUUUACCGCCACAAGAGAGAAGAGCGAGAAUGUCGUCUUGGCUGGUGGAGUAUGCUUCCAAGGACAACGACAACAGCAGCAGCCGUGAUGAUGUGGAUGAACAGUUUGAGCUGCUCGGAGCUGCUUCUGAUCCCGCCGAUUCCGAUCUCUCUCUCACCAGUGAUGCUUUCCUCCGAGCCGCCGUCUCCCUCAAAGAUCAGGUGGUGGAGAUGACGUGGAGGCGCCGAGGAGCUGAAGGGAGCUUGGACCCGACUGUAUACACUGGACUGAUGGGGACGGCGUUCGUGUGCCUGCGCUCUUAUGAGGCCACCGGAGAUCGCCGCGAUUUGCACCUCUGCGCUGAAAUCGUCGCCGCCGCAGCUCAUACAUCCAACAGACAUGUUACCUUCCUCUGUGGUAGAGGAGGGGUUUAUGCACUCGGGGCCAUUUGUGCGAAUUACUCUGGCGACGAAGAGAAGCGUAACUUCUACUUGAACUGUUUCCUAGAGAUGGCACAAGAGAAAGCCCUUCCUGUUGGACCCGAAGAAGGUGGAUUUGGGAUGUCGUACGACCUUCUUUAUGGCCGGGCUGGAUUCCUGUGGGCUGCUCUGCUAGUAAACAAAUACUUGGGAGAUCAAACAGUCCCUAGUGAUCUUCUCAUGGGCGUUGUUGCAGCAGUGCUAGCUGGUGGCCGGGCCGGUGCUUCUGAUAACCUAGCUUGCCCGCUCAUGUACAGGUGGCACGGAACCAGGUACUGGGGUGCAGCUCACGGCCUUGCUGGUAUUUUACACGUGCUGUUGCACUUCCCCUUGUCCGAAGAUGAUAUGAAGGACGUCAAGGCGACUCUGAGAUACAUGAUGAGCAACCGGUUCCUGCACAGUGGGAACUAUCCUGUGAGCGAGGGAAACCCGAGGGAUAAGCUCGUCCAGUGGUCUCACGGAGCUGGUGGGAUUGCUAUAACCUUGUGCAAAGCAUCAGAGGUCAGCAAAAUUAGUUUUUUUGCAAAAAACAUGUGUAAGGUGUUCCCGAGCGACAGGGAGUUUCGUGAUGCAGCCAUUGAAGCUGGAGAAGUUGUGUGGAAGAGCGGCUUGGUGAAGAAGGCGGGGCUGGGAGACGGUGUUGCUGGGAAUGCUUAUGCGUUCCUGUCCCUAGCCCGGCUGACAGGGGAGACCAUAUACGAGGAACGAGCCAAGGCAUUCGCAAGCUAUUUGUAUCAUCACAUUGCUGGUGGUGGUUGUGGUGGAGGCGAGCAUACCUACUCCCUCUUUCAAGGGGUGGCCGGGGCGGCUUGCGUGUGGUUCGAUUUGCUCGCGCCGGAGAGGUCCCGAUUCCCGGGAUAUGAGAUCUAAGAUGCUGGUUGGACGCAAAUUUGUGAAACUUAAUGAAUCUAGUUUAUGGUGUUUGGCUGCAAACGUGACUUGUAUAGUUAUCUAAUCUAAUCAAACCAAUCAAAUAUUAUAACCAAAAGAAGCAACGUUGUCAUU
Salvia hispanica is the source of this 1518-nucleotide messenger RNA. RefSeq names its product GCR2-like 1 (gene GCL1). The record is from RefSeq and is a predicted model, not a curated record. Gene Ontology annotation, cellular component: plasma membrane. Gene Ontology annotation, biological process: carbohydrate metabolic process; peptide modification. NCBI's taxonomy places the organism in Eukaryota, Viridiplantae, Streptophyta, Magnoliopsida, Lamiales, Lamiaceae.